This is a messenger RNA of Gavia stellata (red-throated loon), 2861 nucleotides long. RefSeq names its product AP2 associated kinase 1 (gene AAK1). Lineage: Eukaryota; Metazoa; Chordata; Aves; Gaviiformes; Gaviidae. The record is from RefSeq and is a predicted model, not a curated record. Gene Ontology annotation, molecular function: protein kinase activity; ATP binding. Gene Ontology annotation, biological process: protein phosphorylation. The transcript is spliced from 20 exons.
AUGAAGAAGUUUUUCGACUCGCGCCGGGAGCAGGGUGGCUCUGGCCCUGGAUCGGGCACCAGCGGCGGCGGCGGCGGCAGCGGCGGCCCGGGCAGCGGGUACAUCGGGCGGGUGUUCAGCAUCGGCCGGCACCAGGUGACGGUGGACGAGGUGCUGGCGGAAGGUGGAUUUGCGAUAGUGUUUCUUGUGAGGACUAACAAUGGGAUGAAAUGUGCCCUGAAGAGGAUGUACGUCAAUAACGAGUACGACUUGCAAGUCUGCAAAAGAGAAAUCCAAAUCAUGCGGGACCUAUCUGGCCACAAGAACAUUGUCGGAUACAUUGAUUCCAGCAUAAACUCAGUAAGCAGUGGCGACGUGUGGGAAGUGCUGAUACUAAUGGACUUCUGUCGAGGAGGUCAAGUGGUCAACCUUAUGAACCAACGCCUGCAGACGGGAUUCACAGAAAACGAGGUCCUGCAGAUCUUCUGCGACACCUGCGAAGCCGUAGCCAGGUUGCAUCAGUGUAAAACGCCAAUAAUCCACAGGGAUUUGAAGGUUGAAAACAUCCUGCUGCACGAUCGUGGUCACUAUGUCCUGUGUGACUUUGGAAGUGCUACUAACAAAUUCCAGAACCCUCAAACAGAAGGGGUGAAUGCGGUGGAGGAGGAGAUCAAAAAGUACACUACGUUAUCCUAUAGAGCACCAGAAAUGGUCAACCUGUAUAGUGGCAAACUUAUUACUACAAAAGCAGACAUAUGGGCCCUUGGCUGUUUACUGUACAAGCUGUGUUACUUCACCUUGCCAUUUGGGGAGAGUCAGGUGGCAAUCUGUGAUGGCAAUUUCACUAUUCCAGAUAAUUCUCGGCACUCGCAAGACAUGCACUGCCUCAUCCGGUAUAUGCUUGAGCCAGAUCCUGAUAAGAGACCCGAUAUUUAUCAGGUCUCCUACUUUGCAUUCAAAUUGGCAAAGAAGGAAUGCCCAGUCCAGAACGUCCAGAACUCUCCAAUUCCUGCUAAACUCCCAGACCCAGUUAAAGCAAGUGAAGCUGCUGCAAAGAAGAGUCAACCAAAGGCCAGGCUGACAGAUCCCAUCCCUACGACAGAAACUUCCAUAGCACCCCGCCAGAGACCUAAAGCAGGACAGACACAACCCAACCCUGGAAUUCUACCCAUUCAGCCAGCCCUGACACCUAGGAAGAGACCCACGGCUCAAGCAGCCAUUCAGCCGCAAGUUGCAGGACCGGCUACCCUGGGCAGUGGUCAGCCUUCACUCCCUGCAAGCAUCCCCCAGCAAAAAGCAGCACCUCAACAGACACCGGCACAGCCACAAGCCAAGCAGGUGCCGGCUCCGCAGCAGGCCUCGCAGGCGCAGCCCCAGGUCCCUUCUACUCAGCCACAAGCCACACCUCAGCAUCAACAGCAGCUUUUCUUGAAGCAGCAGCUUCUGCAACAGCAGCAGCAGCAGCAACAGGCUGCAUAUUACCAGCAGCAGCAGAUGAUGCAAGCUCAGCAGUUCUGGUGGUGGUACCCCACUUCCCAGCUGCACAACUAGCAGCUCAAGAGCUGUUUUUUUUCCCAGUUCCCAGUGAUGCAGCAAGGAGCGCCAGCACAGCAGCAGCUGAUGCAGAACUAUUACCAGCAGCAGCAACAGCAGCAGCAGAUGAUGGCCCAGCAGGCAGCAAUGCAGCAGAAGACAGCGGUAGCAGCAGUUCAGCAAAAGCAACAAGCCCCGGCGCCGCCGCAGCCCCAGGCCCAGCAAAGCGGGGCCCAGCCAGCGCAGCUGCAGGAGCAGGUGAUGCAGCCGCAAAUGAGGCAACAGCAAAAACCUCAAACCACACCCCCCGCAGCAGUGCAAGGUCAGAAGCUGGGCUCUCUCACCCCUCCGUCCUCCCCCAAGACGCAGCGUGCGGGGCACAGGAGGAUUCUGAGCGACGUGACCCACAGUGCGGUUUUUGGGGUUCCAGCCAGCAAGUCUACCCAGCUCCUGCAGGCAGCUGCUGCUGAAGCCAGUCUCAACAAGUCCAAAUCUGCUUCCACCACACCCUCGGGUUCCCCAAGGACCUCACAGCAGAAUGUCUAUAACCCACCCGAUGUCUCCACGUGGAAUCCAUUUGAUGAUGAUAACUUCUCCAAACUCACAGCUGAGGAGCUACUGAACAAGGACUUUGCAAAGCUAGGUGACGGGAAAGCUCCAGAGAAGAUGGGCAGUUCCACAGAGAACUUGAUUCCAGGUUUCCAGCCGGCUUCAUCUGCAGGCCAGGCAGAUGCAUUUGGUGGCUCUUCCUUCACUGCUGGAUCAGCUGAAAAAACGAAAGACAUUCUGAGUUUGGACACUAGCCCUCCUCUUCUGACUGUGCCUGAUCCUUUCAUUCCUCUCCCAUUAUCCGACACACCAGAAAAACUGAUUGAGGGACUCAAAUCUCCUGAGACUGCGCUUCUGCUCCCUGAUAUCCUGCCUCUCGCUGACCCCUUCGGUAGCACAUCAGACGCUGUGAAUGGAAAACCUGACGUAGCUGUCGAGAGUCUCAUACCGGGCCUCGAGGCUCCAUUGCCCCAACGCCUUGUGUCACAAACUGAGUCGGUUGCCUCCAACAGAACAGAAGAUACUAACCUGAUAUCAGGCUUUGAUGCUCCUGAGGGCUCUGAAAAAGUGACAGAAGAUGAGUUUGACCCAAUUCCAGUGUUGAUAUCCAAAAAUUCACAAGGUGGGCAUUCUAGAAACAACAGUGGAAGCUCUGAGUCCAGUCUUCCCAACAUAGCCAGGUCUUUACUGCUGGUGGAUCAGCUCAUAGACCUGUAGCAGUGACACAGUAGCAGACGCAGUUUCUGUAACGUACCUAAUCCUCCGUUUUCAUUUCCAGAAGAGUUACCUUCAGUUGUGGU